Messenger RNA from Schizophyllum commune H4-8, 1032 nucleotides. RefSeq names its product thioredoxin-like protein. Bases 116 to 973 code for a protein of 285 amino acids. Gene Ontology annotation, biological process: protein folding. NCBI's taxonomy places the organism in Eukaryota, Fungi, Basidiomycota, Agaricomycetes, Agaricales, Schizophyllaceae. The transcript has 4 exons. Gene Ontology annotation, cellular component: cytoplasm. The record is from RefSeq and is a predicted model, not a curated record.
CGCACAUUGACUGCGAAUCUCGUGCUUCAUUCUGUGCGCGCCACGUCUGCUGCUGCGAGUAACAUCCCCCCUCAAAUAGCCGAGACCCUUGAGAGCACGACCUCAUCCAACCAAGAUGACGCUGAACCCUAAUGAAGACACUGAGUUCAACGACGCCCUCCGCAAACAUGGCAUCCUCCCCGCCCUCCCCCCGAAGUCCCGCUCUCCGUCCCCCGUCCUGAAGACGAAAGAGGAAGAGUACGAGGAGAUGCUCGACGACGAGCUGCGCGAGCUCGCAGAGGAGGCGGAUGAGGAGACGGAACGCUACCUCGAGCGGUUGCGCAAGCAACGAGAGGCGGAGGCGAAGAAGGAGCGCCAGCUGGGGCGGUUUGGGAGGGUGUAUCCGAUCGGGAGGGACGACUAUACGAGGGAAGUGACGGAGGCAAGUAUGGAGAACGAGCCGGGGGAAGACGUGCAGGCGGAGGACGAGGAUCUGGACGAUGAUGAUCGCAAGGGGAACGAGGAUAAACCCAAGAAGGGGCUGGGUACGGGCGUGGUGUGCUUCCUGUACAAAGAUGGGAUCCCGCGGUCCGACCUCGUCAAGCGGCAUGUCGAAAUCCUCGCGGCGCGGCAUCCACGCACGAAGUUCGUAUCUAUUGUGGGCGACAAGUGCAUCCCGAACCUGCCGGAUGAGCGAAUACCGAUGUUCCUCGUCUAUCGCGCGGGAGAGCUUGUGAACCAGCUGGUGAGCUGGGGGAAGGAUAGGGAAAGGAGGAUAGAGGAGCUGGAAGCGCUGCUGAUCGUCGCGGGUGCUAUCAUACCUCCGAAGCGGUUACCCAAGGGGCACGACAGCGAUGCAGACUCUGAUUCGGAUGAGAGUGAGAGGGGGGAGAGGCGCAUGAAGUCCGCUGCUACGUCCACAAAUACCAGGACGCAGAAGAACAUACGGAGUACUGCAAGGGACGACGACGAUGAUUCGGACUUUGACCUGUGAUUAUCCUGCCGUACACCGUAUGUACUUGCAUCGAUCGCAUCGCUCCCUAUUGUCGCGCA